CACCGAUUUACAUACACAGAUGUAUUUAAGUUUGGAAGAUGUCUCUAUAAAGUGUUGGCUGUAGAAAUUCAGGAAUUAAAGAUCUACUGGUUAUUCAAGUGUCAUAGUCAAUUAAAAUAAAUGGAUUGUGCAGAAUGUUCCUCAAUUAGUCAAUUGAUGAUUUUACUUGAAGGAGAUGUGAUGUGGAUUCCAAUGAUUUACGAAGACCAAACAAAAAACCAAGCAGUGGUUUGUUUAUAUAAAGACUAAACACUCAAAUUACACCUUUUGUUCGUUUGUUUGUAAGUAUAUUUACUCAGACGAAGGAGCCAACAGAACAAAUAUACAUAAUGUAUUAGUAUUGACUUGACUCUUUACACUCUCUAUGAUGAAAACACUUUUCCUAUGUUGGUUUUGUCAGCUCGUUGUUGUUACAUUGGUAUAUGAACUAAAAUGUCCAGCUCCAGGACAUUGGCGUCUGAGAGCAAGAAAAUUUUAUUGUGGUCAGAGCUAUGUAUGUUUAUUACGUUCACCAGAGAAUUCGUAUCGAGAGACCUGUGAUGGACUCGAUUACAGCAGCUCAGGCAGCAAACUUAUUUUUGAACCAUAUUUCAACAAAGCAGGAUGCAGCUACAACCGAUAUCAGCCUUUCCCAUUCUCAACUGAUGGUAACAAUAAGUGUGUGUAUCAAAAGUCAUUUUGUAAUGAAAAGGGUCAAAUCGUCCACCGUGAAGGAAGUAUGAGAAAUGAUGCAACUUGUGGAUGCGAUUCUUCACAAGGGUACAUAUUUGUCACCACGCCAAAACACAACUGCUAUUGUAUACCAUCACAAGAAGAUUGCUCCUGUCACAAACUUUCAUGUAAUGAUAAAGAUACACUAUGUCCUUUUAUUGGUUCUGCUGUUCGGAAUGUAUCUUGUCCAAAAAUUGUUAUCAGACCGUCAACACAAAAGAAUGAGUCCUCAACAUCAGUAGACAGAUUUACCGACGGUAGAAGUAGUUAUUAUGAAGGCAGAACAUAUAGAUUAACAUAUGUUUACUUCAGCAAAGCAUUAAUAAUUGUUAUGAUCACUGUUUUAGCGGUAAUUGGAUUGUUAGAGUGGAAUGAUGUUUUAUAUGGCGAUCGUUUAACAGAUAACAACACAACAGUACAAUUAUUGGUAGAUCAAGAUGUAUCUGAUAAUUUGUUGAAUGAAACGGAAGGCGAUUCGAUAGAAAUUGAACGAUUACAAAAAGAAAAGAAUAGGAUCUUAAUGGGAGAACUUUUAUCUGGAGACGAAAACGGUUAUAUCAAAUUUCUAACAUUUCUAAAAAGAUAUUCGGAAUAUGAUGACCUCGUUUAUGGAAUAGAAAACACAGUUGUAACAGAUGACGAUAGGAUAGCAUUUCAAAAUUGUCAAAGGAACACUUAACAUAGAGCAUUAAUAUGAACGAUGAUCAAAUCAUGUAUGACCAUGUGUGAACGAAACUUUUAAAAAUUAUUGAGACAAAACUCAAUUUCUGAUAAACAUGUUGUUCCUUCGAUACUUAGGAUUAUUUGUGUAAUUCAUUGCUAUACACAAAACUAGAACACGCCCGCAAAACCGUCGACUGACUUAAAGUAACUUUACCUUAUUUGAAGCCUUGAUUUCGAGCUUUCGUAUUGUCAUCUUAUAAAUUCAUGCUGGUUGUAAGGUGCAGUUUAUCUGCUUACAUAAUUUUUUUCUAUUUUAACCUGUCUUAAUUGUUUUCUACAAUGAACUAACUGUUUUUUUCAUAUUGUUUCUCUUAAUUAACCAAAAUAAAUACUGAUGUUGAGGUGCAAAAAAACAAAAUUGUUUUACCGCUUACUCUUGUGUACCAUAGACAUAAAACGACUACGGGAAAAGUUCCAGUUUCUCCUGAUAUGUGAGGAAUUUUCGGUAUAACUUGACUGGGCGGUGUUUAACCGGUUCCAUUAUUUAAUACCAGU
Mytilus trossulus (common blue mussel) is the source of this 1929-nucleotide messenger RNA. RefSeq lists its product as uncharacterized. Bases 365 to 1390 code for a protein of 341 amino acids. Lineage: Eukaryota; Metazoa; Mollusca; Bivalvia; Mytilida; Mytilidae. The record is from RefSeq and is a predicted model, not a curated record. The transcript is spliced from 10 exons.